GAAUAACGGUCUCUGUAACUACUUGCUCGUACCAUCCAAUACAAGAACGCCACGUUCAAAUCCCGCCAAAUCUCGAGAGCUUCAUCAAUGGCGUCCUCACUCCCGCUCCUCCUCCUCCUCCUCCCCUUCGGCCUCUUCUCUUUCGGCCGCGCUCUUCCUCGCGAAGCCAUUUUCGACGCCUCCGACGUUCUCUCCGAUUCAGGGUACGUUUCCAUGGCACUGACGCUCGAAAUUGUUGCCGAAACCCUUCUUGAGCAGUCCCCUUCCGCCACCGUCUUCGCCCCCUCCGACUCUGCCUUCAAGAAAUCCGGCCAGCCCUCCCUCGACCUCCUCCGCUUCCACCUCGCCCCGCUCCCUCUCCCUCCGGCGAGCCUCCGUCUCCUCACCGCCGGCUCCAGGAUCCGGACGAUGCUCCCUGGCCAGACUCUCACCGUCACCACCUCCUCCUCCGACGGCGUAACCUCAUUCAACAACAUCAAGCUCACCGGAUCUCCCAUCUACGACGACGGUAUUCUCUUAGUCUACGGAAUCGAUACGUUCUUCGACCCUAACUUUCAGUUUAACAUUCAAGGACCUAGUGAUAAGUCCGAUUCCUCUUGUUCCGCGAAGAACCACACCGCGACUGCCUCCGAUUCCUUCGACCAAGCCAUCCAAACCCUAAAAACCGGGGGAUACUCCGCCGUGGCCUCGUUUCUCGGAAUGCAGCUCUCCGGCGUGGCGGACCAGAGCGGGAUCACGGUGUUCGCUCCGGCGGACGACAUGGUGAUGAACCGCAUCGGCGAUUUCGGCGAGUAUCCUUCGUUCUUUCGCCGCCACGUCGUGCCGUGCAGGCUCCUGUGGAACGAUCUGGUGGAUUUCGGCGACGGAUCGGAGCUGCCUACGUUCUUGGAGGGAUUCGCAAUCAACAUCACCAGAUCUGACGGCGUUUUGAUUCUCAACGGAGUUCGGGUUUUCUUCCCCGACGUGUUCUUCAACGACAGGGUGGUUGUUCACGGCGUUAGUGAUGUUCUGGCUGCACAGGACAACGCGCUUCGCAUUGAUGUUGAUGAUGAAGAAAUCCUGUUUGACCCUUCUGAAUUUUGAGGCUAUGUAAAUUUUUAGUUCUUGUAGAUUCGGAUUUCGUUUUCCGUGUGUGUGAUUUUCGAACAGGGAUUUGGUUUAUUCACAUUAUCUUCAUGAGAUACCGUCUUGUUUUCAACUUCUUUUCUUUUUUCUUAUUUACUUCUCUAGUGAAUAAAGAUUGACCAAAUAAUUUCAA
Glycine soja is the source of this 1258-nucleotide messenger RNA. RefSeq names its product putative fasciclin-like arabinogalactan protein 20. NCBI's taxonomy places the organism in Eukaryota, Viridiplantae, Streptophyta, Magnoliopsida, Fabales, Fabaceae. The record is from RefSeq and is a predicted model, not a curated record. The coding region runs from base 88 to 1083 and encodes 331 amino acids. The transcript has a single exon.